UAUUUAUACGCUUUUCAUCCAUAACUCUCCAACAGGACACGAGUUUGAUGUUUUACUUCACAAUUUACAUAAUAUAAUUUGCGCCUGCUUGCUACGGUAUUCAGUCACCGCUUUCCAUUAGUAAGUUGCUGGUUGGCCAGCUAGAAAUGACGACACACACAUGUGCGGAAGCAUUUCAGCAGAUUUGCCCAUGUGUACCUUUGUUAGGCAGCGUAAACAAUCUGAUAUUUUACAACAUUAUCAGAUGUUAUUGAAUGAAUUCAGAUCGAUUUAAUCUAUUCAAUGACAAACUAGCAAAGCAAUCAAGACGCUAUCAAAAUGUCUGCCUCUUGCAACUGUACCGAGCAUGUCAACAAACUCCACCAGCAGAUAUCUGUUAUGCGAAAAGAAAUCAAGAAUCUCAGGCAAUUGUUGGACAGUGCUGUUCGUUCUCAUCGAAAACACAUGACAUCUCUCCAGUCUGCUCUGACACACCUUGGCCAGAGUCGAUCUCCAAAGAGUCAGCUAAGGCCACAGGCAGACAUAGAGACACAGAAUUCACUUGAGAAAGGGACCAUCCAGACAGUCCCCAUAGGUUACAUCAGCUCCUGUUUCUCAGUGAAGAAUGGUACCCCCAGACAGCCAACCAUAUGUGGGCCCUCCAGGGCCACCCUUCAGAUCCAGCAGAGUGUCUUCAACAACCCUGAACACUCACUGGUCGGCCUGGACAACUAUUCUCAUGUCUGGGUGGUCUUCCUCUUCCAUAAGAACGGCCACCUGAGUUAUAAGGCUAAGGUGAAGCCACCCAGACUGAACGGCCAGAGGGUAGGGGUGUACUCCACACGUAGCCCCCACCGGCCCAACGCCCUGGGUCUGACCCUGGCCAAGCUAGACAGAGUCACAGAUGACACACUUCAUCUGAGUGAGAUAGACAUGAUCGCAGGCACCCCUGUCCUGGAUAUCAAACCCUACAUCUCUGACUAUGACUCCCCACACAGUAGACUGGACAUUGACACAGAUACUUAUGACUGUGGCGUCCAACCUGAGGGCACCAAUGUACCAUCAGAAGAGGGGACCACCAGUGUGGAGAGGUUGCAUUCAGACUCAAUAGCUUCUUUCUCCUGUACUGAUGAUCCCCAGUUGGACUUGGGGGUUGAGAGAGGGAAUAGUCAUAGCACAGAUCCCAGAAUACUCCACUCAAAAGACAAAUCCAAAGUUCACAUCCACCGUCCAGGCGAUGCCUCCAGCUCUUCUGCUCCUAAAGCCCCAUUCAAAGACCUCACCACUGUGCUGGGGGAGCUCAAGGCCUACAUCAGCCAGGGAGAUGACCACCUCACCCUGGGGAGCUCUGUAGGAAAGUCCCAGGCUUCAGAUGGCCCUAAAACCAAGCCAUUGGAGCCAGUGGAAGAUAGUGCUAGGCCUUGCUAUGGGCAAGAGGCCUACAGCACCAUUGCUGGCUGGAUCAGGGAGCCUCCUGUGACCAAUCUGGAGGUGCGCUUCACCCCCCAUGCAGAGAGAGAGCUGGAUGAGUUCCUUGCCCCCAUCAAUGCAGAACCUCGUGACCGGACCCAGGUUACCGGUUCCUUCGCGGUCAAAGGCUGCGGCCGCCAUCAGAGGGUCCUAUCUGCAGACCCCAGUCAGGCUGCCUCUGGCGAACACAUGGAGGGCUGUCGCGGCCCCCCCCCAAAAGAAAUGCCACCCCACACCAUGGCUGACCCACCGCCAGACCGUGUCGUGCUGGAGGAUGCCUUGCAGGCAGCAGAGCGUUCUCUCCACGGCGUCUCCAGACUGUACGUCUGUCCACGUGCUCAGUGUGAACCUGCUUUCAUCUCUGACUUCAUCCUCAAAGCACUGGACUAUGACCUGAACUGCGUCGAAAAGCAUGCGGUCGCAUGGUUCCCAUUCGUCGCAGCUCAGGAGGGUAAUGGUCCUAUCAAUGAUCUGCUGCUGAAAGCCAUGAAGAAGAUGCGGUCUGAGCACUGA
This is a messenger RNA of Coregonus clupeaformis (lake whitefish), 1962 nucleotides long. RefSeq names its product tRNA (adenine(37)-N6)-methyltransferase. The record is from RefSeq and is a predicted model, not a curated record. NCBI's taxonomy places the organism in Eukaryota, Metazoa, Chordata, Actinopteri, Salmoniformes, Salmonidae.